Pimephales promelas (fathead minnow) is the source of this 2002-nucleotide messenger RNA. The record is from RefSeq and is a predicted model, not a curated record. Lineage: Eukaryota; Metazoa; Chordata; Actinopteri; Cypriniformes; Leuciscidae.
AGAGGUUGAUAUGUAAAUAUCCAACAUGGCGGCCCACAUAGAUGACAUGUUUUCUCGCUGCGUGGAUCCUGCCAAAGCUAGUAAUUGCGUGGAGGUCCGAUUUAUCGAUAAUGUCAAGGGCAAAGGAUUGUUCGCCAAAAGAUCGUUCAAAAAGGGUGACACUAUUUUCAUUGAGAAGCCUCUAGUCUCAUCUCAGUUCUUGUGGAAUGCCGUGUACAAAUACAGAGCAUGUGAGCACUGUCUGCGUGCUCUGGAGACAGCGGAGGAGAAUGCCAGGAGGUUGAGUGGUCUUCCCGCUCUGAGUCUGCCUCACCCUGAGCUGUGUAAGGUGCGACCUGACCGACACCAGGCCUGCCCACACUGUCAGGUGAUGUACUGCGGUACUGAGUGCCGACAGGCUGCGUGGGAGCAAUACCACAAGGUCCUGUGUCUUGGCCCUUCACAUGAUGAUCCGGAUCACCCAAUCAACAAGCUGAAGGACGCAUGGAAGAGCGUGCACUACCCUCCUGAAACCUCCAGUAUCAUGAUCAUGGCAAGGAUGGUGGCCACCAUCAAGCAGGCUCAAGAUAAGGGACGCUGGCAGAGGUUGUUCAAUCAUUUUUGUAGUCGUACAGCAAAUGAAGAGGAGGAAAUAGUUCAUAAAUUGUUGGGUGAGAAGUUUCAGGGACAGCUGGCCUUGCUGCGUAAUUUGUUUUCCACAGCACUGUACGAAGAUCGUCUCAGUCAGUGGUUCUCUCCAGAAGGAUUUCGCUCUCUGUUUUCGCUCGUUGGGACCAACGGUCAGGGUAUUGGCACCAGCUCUCUGAGUCAGUGGGUUCAUGCGUGCGACGCACUGGAGCUUCCCAGCCAGCAGAGGGAGCAACUGGAUGCUUUUAUCGAUCAGUUGUACAAGGACAUCGACAAAGAAACCGGUGAUUUCCUCAACUGCGAAGGCUCUGGACUUUUCCUGCUGCAAAGCUCUUGUAAUCACAGCUGCGUUCCCAAUGCGGAGGCGUCUUUCCCCGACAACAACUUCCUCCUUCACCUCGGCGCCCUCGGUGACAUCAGCCCCGGAGAGGAAAUCUGUAUCAGCUACCUGGACUGCUGCCAAAGAGACAGGAGUCGUCAUAGCCGGCACAAGAUAUUGAGGGAGAAUUAUUUAUUCAUCUGUUCCUGUCAGAAAUGCAUGUCCCAGAUGGAUGAUGCAGAUAUGACAUCAGAGGAUGAGGAGGAAGUGGAAGGAGAAUGCGAAACGGAGGGAGACGAUUUGGAGGAUGAAAUGACAGAUGUGUGAUUUUCACUCAGGUUUCUCGACCCACCCGAACCACUUCACUUGUUUGUUUGUGGACCUAAUCCAUGUGAUCCCGAAACCCUCCACAGGGCAUAAUAUCUACAGCAGUUGAGAAACCAACAUCACACUCACAGUAGCAGUACAGCUGUAACCUGAAUCAAAGCCUAUGCAAAAAUAUAAGCGCAGUAUUUUUAUCAUGUGCUUUUUUGUCUUGAUUUCUACCAUUAAAUGUCUCAUAUAAUCCAAGAUUUAUUAUGUUUAAUAAGUCACUCAAGACACUGGUUUCAUAUGCAGGAUUUAAAUUUAAUUGGGUAAACUGAUUUAGUUUUUGGAAAUGUUUAAGACACAAGUAGACACACACACACAUGAAACUGUGACCACGCAUGAAUAAUGAUCAGCACUUAUGGGUUAUAUGAUGACCAUCCAAAAGAAUGUGGUUUUUCCAUUUAAUCACAUCUAAGAAAAACUGUAAAGUCAUCAGAUAAAGUGGAUGGUGACCAGCUUCAUGUUAUACUUUAAAGUGACUUAAGUCAGACAAAAUUUAAAUACACACUACUUGGUCUUUUUUUCACUCUUUCUUACAAAAGAAAAAACUUUUUUUUUCCUUUUACAAUCUUAUGUUUGUAAAGAUUAGAUCAACACCUUGAAAUGGCUUUUCUGUAAAUGUACAUGAGGCUACGGCAGUAAUUAGAGUAGUUAAAUGCAAUAAGAAGCUCUUGAGUGUGGGUGUCA